Messenger RNA from Olea europaea var. sylvestris, 902 nucleotides. Its product is annotated as translation machinery-associated protein 22-like. NCBI's taxonomy places the organism in Eukaryota, Viridiplantae, Streptophyta, Magnoliopsida, Lamiales, Oleaceae. Bases 59 to 625 code for a protein of 188 amino acids. The record is from RefSeq and is a predicted model, not a curated record. The transcript has 7 exons. Gene Ontology annotation, biological process: translation reinitiation; formation of translation preinitiation complex. Gene Ontology annotation, molecular function: mRNA binding; translation initiation factor activity.
CUCCUCAUAACCGCCCACGAACAUAGAUACAGAGCGAGUGCGAGUAAGUUCAUAGCUAAUGGCGGAGAAGCCCCAGCCUGUUCGAGUUUUAUACUGCGGAGAGUGCGGAUUACCCGCGGAGUACUGCGAGUUUGGGCCUGAUUUCGAGAAGUGCAAACCAUGGUUGAUCCAGAACGUACCGGAUCUCUACCCGGAUCUUCUAAAAGAGGCUGAUGUGAAAGACGCUGAUAAAGUAUCUGAUCAGCUUCAGUCCACCUCAAUCUCUGGCGCAGGUUCGUCUAAACCUAAGCAGGAAGAAGUAAAACGUCUUCCUGGUGGAAAGAUUAAAAAGAAGGAGAAGCAGGAAGUUAUUAUUGAAAAGAUGACUCGAAACAAGCGGAAAUGUAUCACCACUGUCAAAGGCCUAGAGCUUUUCGGGGUUAAACUGAGCGAUGCAUCAAAGAAGCUAGGCAAGAAGUUUGCUACUGGAGCUUCUGUCACUAAGGGUCCAACUGAGAAGGAGCAAAUUGAUGUUCAAGGAGACAUAUCAUAUGACAUUGUGGAGUUUAUUACAGACACAUGGCCUGAUGUUCCGGAGGCUGCAAUUUUCUUUAUUGAGGAUGGGAAAAAGGUUCCGGCUGCGUAAAUGCCAACUGACCCUUGAGGCCUGAAUUUCACCGAAAGAAAGAUCUCAAAUCGAAGGUCUUACGAUUCCAAAGUUUAAGAACGACUUUUUAAUGCCCAUUUAGAUUAAUAUUUUAACACUCAUAGUCAUGGUAUAUGUACCAAAUUUUUAUAUGGUCUCACAAUUCAGAUGUGUUGAAAUUAAUGAAUUGGUUUGUACAGUGGCCACAAUGCUCUUUGUUUAUGCAUUUUGACAUGAUGCGGAGAUCAAAGUUUCAGCUUUGAUGGUUUCGUUUUUA